AUGAAGAUCCGAUUUCACAAUCCUUUAGCCGCGGUUUUAGCUAUACUGUGUAUCUGCGAACAUCUUGUUUUUUCUGAAGAGUCGGAUUGUUUUUCAUAUUCAGAUAAUUUUUUAUCCGUCGAUGAAGAUACUUCAGUAGGAGAAACAAUAGCUUAUUUAAAUUCCGAAGGGACUGCUGGCGGUUCCAACUCAACAAUAUUACAUUUAGGUACAAUGGAUGGUUCAGAUGUUCCAUGUACUGAGUAUGUAGUUUUAGAUGAAGAGAUGCAGGCAAUUAACUUAACAAAAGCAUUGGAUAGAGAUGAGCCAGUUGGAAUAAAAUCCAUUUCAUGUAAACUUACUUGCACAGAUCGAAUCCUUGGUUUUCAAGUGGAUUAUAUUAUUAAUUUUCAUGUUGAGGACGUCAACGAUAAUUAUCCUUAUUUUGUGGGUGAGCUACCAUAUCAUACAGCAGUUAGCGAGCUGGAAGACGUUGGGACAAUCAUCUUCAGAGUUUCAGCAGAGGAUCCAGAUAGUGGUGGAGCUGUCAGUUAUUAUAUCAGACCAAAUCCUGAUGACCCGGAGUCAAAUGAAUCAUUUAGUAUCAGUCUGCCCUCUAUUGGAGACAUAAAACUAACCAAGACGCUAGACUACGAGUCAAAAAAAGAAUGGAGAAUUCUCGUUGAGGCAAAGGACCGUGAUCAAGUGGAUCCAAAGAGUACAACCACUAUAUUAACGGUGACAGUACAAGAUGGAGAUGAUCAGGGACCCCAGUUUCUACCUUGUAUUAGAGUUGACAAUGUGUGUGCGAUGCAAACUUACACAACUCAUAUACAAGAAAAACAGAAUAUCACAGGGUUUUUUGAGUUCAGUCCUGGUCCCAUCUUUGCCAUUGAUCAAGACGUAAACAUUUCAACAGAAAUUAUCUACUCAUUUUUACAAGGUUCUCCUCCAGAAUAUAUAGACUAUUUCGAAAUUCAUCCACAUACUGGAAAUAUUACACUAAAAACACCAGUAGAUAGAGGGCUCUUCCAAUUCUUCAGCCUAACAAUUAAGGCACAGGAAGGUACCAACACGGCAAGAUAUCAAACUGCUAAUGUUGACAUUUACAUUGAUGAUGUGAACGAUAACAAACCGGUAUUCUUAGAAACAAGCUAUAGUGGUUUUGUUAAAGAAAAUUCUGCUGUUAGCACGACGGUGGUUACCACAGCAACUGGGACAUCACCUUUGCAGAUUAUAGCUGUGGAUCUGGAUAUAGAUGAGGGUGUUAGUCCGCAAUUAGAGUACAAAUUCAUAGGUGCUGAUGGGUGGUUCAGUCCAAGUAAAAUUGGUGAUACUUUAUAUGUGGUGGUCAGUGGUGAACUGGACAGAGAAAUGAACACCAGUUUCUUUUUCUGGGUUGUUGCUAUGGAAACCACCACAGAGGAGACGAUGGAGAGUGAUCCAGUUGCAAUUACCGUGACAUUAUUAGAUGAAAAUGAUAACUAUCCCAUAUUUGCCGGCGGAAAUAACUACAGAGUAAUGGUGAAAGAAGACGCCAUAGUUGGUUCAGUGAUACUAAGUCUGACGGCAAGUGAUGAAGACCUGGGAGACAAUGGUAUAAUUGAUUUCAGCAUUACACAUAUUGCCAAUGGUGCAAGUGAUUUGUUUAAUAUCAAUCAAACCAAUGCCACUGCAGUUAUUACACUAGCAAAGUCAGAACUGGAAGCCAGGAAAGAAUACACCAUAACAGUAAUGGCAAAAGACAGGGGUCCAGAAAACAAUCAAAAAUCCACGCUUGCAUUCGUCACUGUGGAUGUUAUACCAAGUCUGAAUGCCAGGAAGCCUGUGUUUACAGAGAAUCCAUUCCAUGCAUCUGUUAGUGAGAGUGCUCUCCCAGGAAAUGUCUUUGAAACCGUUACAGCAACAGAUGCCGACGGUGAUACGCUGCAUUAUAAUAUCACUGGAGGUGACCCAGACAAUGAGUUUUCAAUCAAUGAAUUCAGUGGUGAAGUAUCAAUUACAACUAGUCUCAACAGAGAGAGGCAGUCUUUGUAUAUUUUGACGGUCUCAGCAACUGAUCUUAAUCAGACUGUAACGACAGAACUCAUUGUCACUGUGCUGGACAUUAAUGAUAACAAUCCUAUAUUCAACUCAACAUGGCCGUCAGUCUUCAGUAUAUUGGAAGGUCAAAUUGGUAUUGUGGGACAGGUGCAGGCAUAUGAUCUUGAUGAACCGAACACUGUAAAUUCUCAAGUGGAGUACACGCUAACCUCAGAUAAAUUCAACAUCUCACCACAAGAGGGCGUGAUUUCAACCAUCGUAGCUUUAGACAGGGAGCAACAGAGUGUUUAUGAAUUGGUAGUGACAGCGCAAGACCAAGCAGAUUCACCGAGAAGUUCCACGGCAACAUUUACAGUCAUUGUACUUGAUGAGAAUGACCAUGGACCAGUAUUCGCAAAUACUUACUACGAGUAUACAGUCCCUGAAAAUGUAUUAGAAAAUGACUUUUUAACUGUUCAGGCAACAGAUGAAGAUGAGUCUGCCAUUUUGAAUUAUAACAUAACGACCGGGGAUGCCGGUUUGUUUGGCAUCAACAGUCUGACUGGGUCACUAUCUCUUCUGACCACUCUAGAUUAUGAAACAAAAGAGAAUUAUAUUUUGACAAUUUCCGCCAUAGAUAUUCAUCAGAUAGAUGAAACUAUAGCAACUGCAGAUACCACAGUUUUCAUUCAUGUGGAGAAUACAGCAAAUGGUGCAAUCAGAUAUUACAUUGUACCACCCAAUGAAUUCUUCACGAUGUUGGAUGAGCAGCUGGGUGUAAUUGUUACGAAGACAAACCUGAAAAAAACAACACUCAAUGAAUACAUUUUAACUGUAGUUGCGUAUGAUGGGGGAGUACCGCCACUAAAUGACACAGCUUUAGUAAUUAUUCAGAUAACUGACCGAGAACGAGAGAAGCCCGUAUUUGAACAAAACAUUUACAGAGUGAGUGAUUUGAAAGAAGAGCAGCCUGCUGGCACUCCAGUCAUGGAAAUUCACGCAACUGCACCGUCUGGUGACCAGAUUGACUACCACAUUGUAUCCGGUAGCGGAAAUGAAUCAUUCCGAAUUGAAAGUCAAGACAGCACAGGUUUUAUUUACACCACAGAGGUUCUAGACAGAGAAGUAACAGCAUCUUAUAUAUUGAUAAUAGAAGCUUCACUUCAAGAUGAUAUGGACGCAGAGUCUGGGAAGAGAAAAAAAAGAUCAGAAUCUAAUAUUGCAGAAGUGAUUAUAGAAUUAGAAGAUAUCAAUGAUAAUCCACCUAUGUUUACGCAAAGUAAAUACAUCGGUGGGGUCAAUGAAGAUGCCAGUCCUUUCACGGACGUACUAAAAGUAUGGGUGCUGGAUGCUGAUGAAGGCCCUAGUGGGGAGGCCAACUAUUCCAUUAAGCGUGAUGGAAUCAGCAAUGACGAGGUACUUCAAGCGAGUUACUUUCAGAUUGACCGGACUACAGGGUUGAUAGAGACCACUGUAGCCAUCACAGAAAAAGCCGGGAGUAAAUAUGAAUUUACUGUAGUUGCUGAAGACAAUCCUUUCGGAGAGCAAAGAUUCAUGGCACAAGCGGAAGUAUCAAUUUCUGUCAUAAAUAAGGACAAUAAAGUGGUGCUAGUCGCUGAUGUCCCACCUACAGUUAUCAAUGAUAAUAUAGAUCGUGUUUUAGAAGUAUUGGAAGAAAUACUUAACACCACAGUGGUUUUAGAGAAGGUUGGAUCACGACAAUAUGGUGAUGAUUAUGAGAAGACAAACCCCUCACAGACGGAUAUUUUAUUCUAUGCAAUUGAUGAGAAUGGGAAACCAAUGAGCAGAGAAGAAAUUAUGAGGAUUUUGGCAGAGAAUGAAGCCCUUUUGAAUGAGUUGUUCAGCAGUUUCCUGCCCGGAAAAGUUGUUACAGUGCGGCCUCCAGAAACGGCUAUAAUCACACGAUAUUAUUCGCUAGCGCACACGGACGCGGCGUUGAUCUCACUGGCUUGCAUCCUGUUCGUUCUGAGUUUCAUCGCGAUAAUCGUCAUUUGGUGUUCUUGGAAACAGUAUGUGUAUUUUUCCUCCAUGGUUGAUAUCAACAUGUUGAUGACAGAUGGGAAAUAUCAGGCUACUGGGUUGGUUUCCAUGGUGAUUUAG
Molecule: messenger RNA, 4122 nt
Organism: Saccoglossus kowalevskii
Lineage: Eukaryota; Metazoa; Hemichordata; Enteropneusta; Harrimaniidae
Product: protocadherin-15-like
Biological process (GO): multicellular organism development; cell migration; homophilic cell-cell adhesion
Cellular component (GO): catenin complex; plasma membrane
Molecular function (GO): beta-catenin binding; calcium ion binding; cadherin binding
Source: RefSeq, a predicted model, not a curated record